Messenger RNA from Eutrema salsugineum, 981 nucleotides. RefSeq names its product GATA transcription factor 17. Gene Ontology annotation, biological process: regulation of DNA-templated transcription. NCBI's taxonomy places the organism in Eukaryota, Viridiplantae, Streptophyta, Magnoliopsida, Brassicales, Brassicaceae. The coding region runs from base 213 to 803 and encodes 196 amino acids. The record is from RefSeq and is a predicted model, not a curated record. Gene Ontology annotation, molecular function: zinc ion binding; sequence-specific DNA binding. The transcript has 3 exons.
ACUCCUCUGCGGCGUCUCUCUCUCUCUCUCUUCCUUAUCGUCAUCACAUUCACACACACACUCUCUCUCUACGCAUCACAGUCUUUUAGCAGAGGUUUUUGAUUUCCUCUCUGCCAUUUUCUAUCGUUUCUGCUUCUCUGAUUCUUCAGCUAAGCUAGAGAGGUUUCUCAUUCUUCUCAAUCUGGUCUCGUCUCGAACAAGUGAUUCAAAAUAUGUCAAUGGCCGAAGAAACGAAGACGACGAAGCUCGAAUCGGCGGGAGAUUCGUCGGAUGUAGAAAACGGGAACUGUAGCAGUAGCGGAAGUGGAGGUGAUACGAAGAAGACAUGCGUUGAUUGCGGAACAAACAGGACUCCACUUUGGCGUGGUGGCCCAGCUGGACCCAAAUCUUUGUGCAAUGCGUGUGGGAUCAAGAGCAGGAAGAAGAGGCAAGCAGCUCUUGGAAUUAGACAAGAGGAUAAUAAGAUCAAGAGCAAGACUAGUAACAAUCAAGUUCUUGAAAAUCGGAAUGUCAAGAUCGCAAGAGGGGAUUCGGGAAAUGUUGUCAAGAUCGCAAGAGAGGAUUCGGGAAAUGUCAAGAUCGUAAGAAGGGAUUCAGGAGAUGUCAAGAGCAGGAUCAAGACAACAGAUCCUGAGAGUUACAACAGUAGCAAGAAGAAUGUGAAAAGGGUUAGUAGAUUUUUGGAUUUAGGGUUCAAAGUUCCGGCGAUGAAGAGAUCGGCGGUGGAGAAGAAGAGGCUAUGGAGGAAACUCGGGGAAGAAGAACGAGCCGCAGUACUACUUAUGACUCUCUCUUGUGGAUGAGUUUUGUUACUCACUUAACUCUUUUUUUUUAUAUAUCUGAAUGGUCUGUGAGAGAUUAGGGAAAAUAAGUUAGUGAGGAGAUGAUGAAGAGUGAUUUAUCUAUAAAUAUAUAUGUAAUUCAGCCGGAAUUGUUUUUUUUAGGCCAAGCUAAUGUCAUAUGCUAUUACUAAUUAAUUAA